Molecule: messenger RNA, 889 nt
Organism: Lactuca sativa (garden lettuce)
Lineage: Eukaryota; Viridiplantae; Streptophyta; Magnoliopsida; Asterales; Asteraceae
Source: RefSeq, a predicted model, not a curated record
UUUCCAUUUACAAGUUAACAAUCUCAUUUUAUUUAAACGUUCCCCAAGAUUCGUGUCCGUGGUCGGUGUUAUGUGGCGUUCUGUUGUUGGUUAACAACAAUUUCGUAAAGAAUAUGAAAGACUCAAAGGCUCGAAAGCCCUACAACUCCUUCUUGAUAAAUGGAAUCCCUUUAACCAAAAUAAAGGUCUCUACUUUCCCAAUGCCAAGCAAAACCACAUAAUAUAUUCAAAUUUUUUGUAGACAAAUAUGAUUGUUUUAUAAUGCUAUGUUUACCUAUAAAUACACAAUCUCAUUUACUCCUCAAUCUCUCAAUAAACAUUCCCACCUGAUACAUAAACACACACUGUCUUUCAUUUUCAAAGCAAAAAUCCUCCCAAACAUGGCUAGGUACUACAACAACGAUAAUAAGGUAUCCUACUAUGAGUACAUCCGACAACUUUCUAUCCCAAUCCACUUUUUCUUCUUCCUUUGUGUUGUUUUCCUCUUCUUAUGCUUCACUUGGUACCUCAACUAUGAGCCCAAGGUUGAGAGCUUCCUGUACAACUUGAAGAUCUUCCUCAUGCUCACUCCUGUCGUGCUUUUGCUUCUUGUUCACUGGCUAUCUAGUGGUGAAAGGCCAUGGUUCCCGUCCAUGGUGCCGUUGCCUGAGAAAGAUUCAUUUCAUCGAGCCGGAGGGUCUCCAUGGGGUGUAGCCAUUGUGCUUGUUUUCCUUAUUUAUAUGGUUUCUCACCAGUCUUCUUUUCAUGAACGUUGGUUUCCGAUUAGCAGAAGAUGAGUCAUGAAUGUUCGUAUGUGCACAUAUUUUAAUUCAUUUAAGAGGUUACGAUAAUGUUUUGAUUUAUGCGUAUGAAUAUAGAAGAAUGGAACAUGAUCAUGUAUGAUGAUAAA